UCCCUCUCCACCGUGCUCACCGCAUUUGCUAUAGAAUCAGCACAGGCCACUCUUUUUAUUUUAUUUGUAUUUUUGGGGGGGGGGUCACAUGUGGUGUUUGUGGACUGGAAUUAAGAGGGACAGCUGGUUAUAGGGCAUCUGGAAACGGCUUUGGAGAAUGCGGGAAGACGACUCCUCCCCAAUGGACAGUGCGGGGAACAGUGAGGAGGAGACCGAGCGGCAGCUACCGAGGAGGGGCGCCAGGAAGCGGCGGGCGGCGACGCGCAGGGGCGCGGACGAACUGGACGUGGAGAUUCCCAAGAAAAGAUGCAGAAAGAGCUGCGGCCGUGGAGGCGGUGCUGCCAGUAGCGGCGGCGGCAGCGUGGGAAGCGAAAGCAGCGAGGCCAGCAGCAGCAGCCCCGCUCGCUCCAUCGACGAUCUGCAGAACCAGCGCGUCAUGGCCAACAUCCGAGAGCGCCAACGCACGCAGUCGCUCAACGAGGCCUUCACGUCGCUACGGAAGAUCAUCCCCACGCUGCCGUCGGACAAACUCAGCAAAAUACAGACGCUCAAGCUGGCCGCCCGCUACAUCGACUUCCUGUGCCAAGUUCUGCAGAGCGACGAGUUGGACGCGCGGGGGUCCAGCUGCAGCUACGUGGCGCACGAACGUCUCAGCUACGCCUUCUCGGUGUGGAGGAUGGGGGACGCCUGCUCCGUGUCGACCACAAGCCUCUAGUGGGGCUGCACUGGAUGGGGCAACAUGAUGAUCCACUUUGAAGAACUAGUGGCUCAGUCCAACUCUCCUAACAAAACUGAACCAUGGAAAAGUGCAGCUGAGGCCCAGCUGCUGAGCUUCAUUCCUGCGAGGAGAGCGGGAUGUGCGAUAUUUCCCGUUGCAGGGACUGUUGUGUUUGCAAGGGAGCACUUAUAGGACAAGACGGAUAUGAAGAGAGACCACUGCGACUUUAUGAAUGUUGUAAAAACAAAAUCAGCUCAGAGGAACUUGCUCUGUUUUGAAACGAGAGAAACAACACAAUUCCUUUUACAUUCCUCGUGACAAUGUUUCACAGCAAAUGGAUUAUUUGUAUUUAUUUUUCUACUGGUGAGAAAUCCAUUUUCCCCAAUCAAAUAAAGUUUGAGAUAUUUAUUUUGGGGUAUCACAGAAUGCUGAAUUGAGCUGUAGUCUGCACAUUCUGAACAUUGUAAAUAUUCGGUAAUAAACAAAUAAAAGUAACUUCCUGGGAAGUAUU
Molecule: messenger RNA, 1229 nt
Organism: Phycodurus eques (leafy seadragon)
Lineage: Eukaryota; Metazoa; Chordata; Actinopteri; Syngnathiformes; Syngnathidae
Gene: twist1a
Product: twist family bHLH transcription factor 1a
Exons: 2
Coding region: 158-715 (185 amino acids)
Biological process (GO): regulation of transcription by RNA polymerase II; developmental process
Molecular function (GO): DNA-binding transcription factor activity, RNA polymerase II-specific; RNA polymerase II transcription regulatory region sequence-specific DNA binding; protein dimerization activity
Source: RefSeq, a predicted model, not a curated record